Molecule: messenger RNA, 1851 nt
Organism: Quercus robur (English oak)
Lineage: Eukaryota; Viridiplantae; Streptophyta; Magnoliopsida; Fagales; Fagaceae
Product: probable aminotransferase ACS12
Exons: 4
Coding region: 220-1821 (533 amino acids)
Biological process (GO): biosynthetic process; amino acid metabolic process
Molecular function (GO): L-aspartate:2-oxoglutarate transaminase activity; pyridoxal phosphate binding; aromatic-amino-acid:2-oxoglutarate transaminase activity
Source: RefSeq, a predicted model, not a curated record
UCGAAUCCUUCCCUCUCUUCUCUCUCUCCUCACUCAUAAAAACACACUCCCAAACCAACCUCUUCUCUUUUUGUCUCUCAUUUGUCUAUCUGUCACUGCCUCCAACACCAACUCCCUAAAGCAACCAAACUUUCCACCCUGACGGACUACUCAAGGAGACUUGUCAAAAAUAUAUUUUUCAUUUGACCGGCGGGCCAGCCUAUCUCCCGCCAAAAGCCCAUGACCCGACCUCGACCCCGAACCCCCGAAUCCGAAUCAGAAACCCGAAACCCCACCGGAGGAGGAGCCACCGCCAUGCGACUCAUAGUGCCUCUACAAGGCGUCGUUCAAGGCCGAGGCGGCCUAAUCUUGGGCUCUCUAAUCCCCUGUGCUCUCUUCUACUUCUUCCAGCUCUACCUCAAACGACACCGUUCUCCCAAACCCGGUUCCAACCCUACUUCCCCUUCUCAAUCCUCGUCUAACCUCUCCGACCUCCAGCGCUCCUCGUCUCGAUCCAAUUUGUCCACUCGGGGCUCCAUUGGACCCGUCCAGGUCUCCUCUCGGGCCAGCUCGAUUGCCAAACCGAACGACUCGCCGUAUUAUAUCGGGUUGGAUAGAGUCUCGGGGGAUCCGUACGACAGGUUGGAUAACCCGAAUGGAAUUAUCCAGCUCGGCUUGUCCGAAAACAGACUGUGUUUUGAUUUGAUUGAGAAAUGGCUUUCGGAGAAUACGAAGGACUCAGUAAUGGGAAGGGACGGUGCUGAUUUGAGUAUUAGUGGAAUCGCGCCGUACCAGCCGUCCGAUGGAUUGAUGGAGUUUAAAGUGGCUAUGGCAGGUUUCAUGUCUCAGGUCAUGGGAAGAGCUGUCUCAUUUGACCCAUCGCAGAUGGUGUUAACAGCUGGGGCAACUCCUGCUCUUGAAAUACUAUGUUUCUGCUUGGCUGACCCUGGGAAUGCAUUUCUUGUCCCCACGCCUUAUUAUCCUGGUUUUGACAGGGAUAUGAGAUGGCGAACUGGAGUGGAACUAAUACCAGUUCACUGUCGUAGCACUGACAACUUCAUUAUAAGUAUCACUGCUCUUGAUCAAGCAUUUAAUCAGACAAGAAAACGAGGAAUUAAAGUUCGCGGGAUUCUCAUCUCCAAUCCUUCAAAUCCUGUUGGCAAUUUGCUACCACGGGAAACCCUGUACAAUCUAUUGGACUUUGCUCGAGAGAAGAAUAUCCAUAUUGUCUCUGAUGAAAUAUUUGCAGGGUCUAUGUAUGGAAGCGAGGAGUUUGUGAGCAUGGCUGAAAUUCUUGACAUGGAAGAUAUUGACAAAAACAGAAUUCAUAUAGUAUAUGGUCUGUCGAAAGACCUCGCUCUUCCCGGAUUUAGAGUGGGGGUUAUCUAUUCCUUUAAUGAGAGUGUUUUAGUUGCUGCUAAAAAGUUAACAAGGUUUUCUUCCAUUUCUGCUCCAACCCAGCGGCUACUAAUUUCAAUGGUUUCAGAUACGAGAUUCAUUCAGGAAUACAUUGAGACCAACAAGAAGAGGAUACGGGAAAUGCAUGAUCUGUUUGUGGAAGGUUUAAAACAAUUAGGAAUCAAGUGUGCACAGAGUUGUGCUGGUUUAUACUGUUGGGCUGAUAUGAGUGGAUUAAUUAGCUCUUAUAGUGAGAAAGGGGAACUUGAAUUAUGGGACAAGCUGUUGAAUAUUGCUAAGAUCAAUGUAACUCCUGGGUCUGCUUGUCAUUGCAUAGAACCAGGAUGGUUCCGGUGUUGUUUUACUACUUUAUCCCAAGAGGAUGUUGUUAUAGUUAUAGAACGGAUCAGGAAAGUUGCUGAAACUUGUAAAAUUUCAAGUUAAAUUACUAUGAAUUAUUUAUAUUUGUGCUGA